Amoebophrya sp. A25 is the source of this 4070-nucleotide messenger RNA. The record is from the annotation of a GenBank genome assembly. Lineage: Eukaryota; Dinophyceae; Syndiniales; Amoebophryaceae.
UAACACGCCAACGAUCUUGAUCAUCAAGAACAAACCUAAAGAACAUGUCGUGGUGUCGUUGAUAUCAGAGGAGCAGAUUAAGCUCCACCGAGACCAAGGAAAUUCAAGACUACAUCAACCGAGUGGCGAGUGAAAGAACAAAAAAUGCUUUCUGGUGUCUGUGGAAGUAGCAGUGGUGCGAGUUCAACCGCGACGAGUCGCCCUGGGAGUGGAAAGUCUGUGAGCAGUUCCAUAUCCUCACUGGAGGAAUCAGACUCUUGUGCUCAAGUUCAUCUUCUAAACGAAGCAGAGCUCUGGACGCAGAGUGCUGCUGGUUCUCAAGUAGAUACACAAAAAGAAGACGAGACGUUCUUGGAGGCGGAUAGAAGUAGUUUUCCACUAAAAACUGCGCAAAGGUCGAGCAGGUCGACAUCAUCAGAUAACGAGAAAGGAAAGGCUGCUCUUGGAGACUCUUCUUCUAAGUUCAGAAGUCAAAGUCUAACAGCCGACGGCGACCGGAACACCAGGGCAUCGCAAGAACAGGAUACAGGGUGGGAUAUUAGAACCGCAAGCAUUGAUCUCGCGUUUUUACGAAGGCCGUCUCCGUUUACCGAUUGUUCCUCUGUUUUCACUUCCGCCAGCACGGGACUCUCUCCCACGUGCUCGAACCCACUUUUGACCGGUCUGGCACAUAUGAAAGAAGGACGAGAAGCAACUUGUGCUUCUGGCAGCACGACUCACACAAGGAAAAGCAGAAACAGAACUGCAACAACUACUGAAAAUGUGAAAGUCAAACCAGUUGUUGCCUUCGAGGAAGUUGAUCUCAAGAGCUGUGGUGGCAUGAAGAUGGAUUCCAGCUUUUGUGGAGGAACCGCUUUUGGUCUCCAACAGAUGAAGACGGAAGGGACUUACGCAACGGCAACUACUGAAUUGAAAAUAGAUGGACGAAAUUCAUCUUGUUGUGAUACAACAACGAAAACGCACACAGUUUCAACCGUAUCACGUGACUCGUUGACCACGCCUGUAUCUGGAGGUGCCUGGAACGAUCCUACCCGUCCCCAGCCACUGCCUCGCUCCCAGCAGGACUUCGCUGUGAAUCCUGGAAUACACAUUGAAGCUGAGGGCAACCACGUCACACGCACGGCAGCAGAAGCAGUGGAUACAUCCUGUUCAUCCAGUCGUCUUUCUCCAGGCCUUGUUGCCUUCAGGUCUCUCCAAUCUGCCUGUCCAUUGCAACAAGCGGCGGUGGCUGGAGGGAGUGGGUUCGUUGGGCCACGAGCUUCAGGUUCUGCGCCAAGCAGUUCCUCUAGUGAUCCACCUCCGAACUGCGAUCGUGCACAACACCAGUUCGCAUCCGGGCGAACGCCAAAGACCUCGUCAUCAACGAACAGUGUUGCACUAGCAGGUGGUGGCUCCUCGUUUUCACUUGAAGACAGAGACAAAAAUAAAGAAGAAGGAAAGGGCAGCACAUUACAUACACCGAGGAAAUUGGGAACAGGUUCUUCUGAUGUUUUACCAGCUGGCGCUGACCUCGGAACGCCGCCACGACCUGGACUUGGCAGUAAUCAAGGCAGGAUGGUCCAGCAUUUGCUCAGUGAUGACGGAUUCGCGUCAGAUUGCUCCUCUCCCGCGUUCUUCAGUCUGGAUAGGGGCCAGAAACCAGGCCUUGUGGACGAGAGAGAGUAUGUUGAUCUAUUCCGCAACAAGAACAACUCCUUAUUCAUGUCUAGGCUAGGUGGAGGGCUUACGCCGCCUGGCAAGAGCACGCGUCGCAAUCUCAAGCGACACCUUCAGCGACCUAACCGAGAGCUUCUGCACAAGGAAGACCGGUUUCGCGCAUUACACGACCGAUCUCUCGCCCCUCACUGGUCGGAAGCGCCAAAGACAGAGCUGAGUCUGAGAGAAAUCCUUGAAGACUACGAGGACGGAACAACCUCAACAAGCCAAUCAUGUGGCGGCGGGGGAAGUGGCAAUUAUAUUACAGGAGGAGGCGCGCAUUCUCGCGUUGCAGCUCAGAACAGAAACGCAUCUUCAUCAUCGCACAUUUUUUCAGAUGAUGAGGCGGUGGGCGUUCAAGUCAGUAAAAACAACACUUCGAUAAUUGACGGAGAACGUGGCAUAGGAGCUGCAUCAUCGUCGGGAAGUUGCACCGUCGCUUCGUCAAGUAGAAAGGAUGCGAACCAAACUGGUGAGAGGCCUGUGUCCAGAAGCAGUACCGGAAAAGAAGACACAAAUAGCUGCGCAUCAAGUAUAAAUCCGCGAGCAUUCGCGCUCCAUCGACCAUAUCAAGUCAUUGGAUCUGAUAAAAGCACUUGCGACAUCGUCAUAGAUGGAUUGGGUAUAUGCUCGAAUUGUUGACUUUUCUUUGACACUGUCAAAACAAGUGAGCAGAUAUUUUUAUUUAGUAAUGAACUCAAGAAAAAUACAUAGGUCGUGUUUGUGGCUGCAUUCAUGAUGUUUACAUGUUGGCGUCGCCAGCCCCAUAAUUAAUUUGACAAAGUAGUCGACUUGUUCCACCCCCUUGCGCUUCCAGAUAACGAGCACUGCGCGAUAGCAUAUCACAGAGCAGGACAGCCAUAUAUCUGUUUUUUUGGCCCAUCGAGGUUCGGGGACGAUCCUAUCUUCGAGUUCAACAGAUUCGAAGAAAUCCACAAUCUCCCUCAAGAGAUCGCGCUUGGUGAAAGAAGGUGUUGAUUUAGUAAUUACAUUUUUAGUAAUUUUUACAUACCUAAGGCUAGAAUCUCCCUCAAGAGAUCACGCCUCGUGAAAGAAGGUAAUUUAGUACUGAAAUACAUAUUUAUUACUCUUAGGACGUUGACUUGGAUACUAGAGAUCACACCGAUUAAUUUUCAUCCGUCGCCUUUUUAUAUUAUCUCUAAAGUGACACAACAAGUCACACUUGGUUUGAGACAUUGCAAGAAUAAUAUGGAAGUUUGCAGCUGCAGUGGCUGUUAACAACGAAGACCGACUAGUACUACUUAGACUUACACAACUUUGUUUAAACGUUUCUCGAUCUAUCAUCAGGUUCAUAGUAACCGGAAAUAUAACGAGUAUUCGACAGCAAGGUGCCAAAAAAAGGGGUACGGCCGCAGAAGAAGUCACGCCAGCAGUAGCACCCACGACCUAUUCCUAUUCCGGUGGCACGACCACCACCACGAAUCAGCCAAAAAAAGCCCGAAGAGAAGAUCCUGCUGAUACAACGAUGACCAUGAUAUUUUCGGACGAAGAUGAAGCAUAGAGCAUGAAAAAGAUGGAGAGAUGACCGUGCCCGUGGUAAAGAAGUCGCACGGUUUUGAUCACAUAAUCGUAUUAGACGACAGCUGACCGGACGACGAGCAGCAUUCGAUGGGAGUUGGAUAUUACAGAAUUGACGACCGCACAUGGAGGAGUUGCUAUCGCUAAGUAAUCACUGACGCUUAGCAAAUCCCGAAAGAUUUUUUCCGUUUCGUUUGUUUCAAAAAAGUUAUAUUGGCUGCUGCUCGCUUAAUACAAUUAAACUUGUGAACAAUGAUCCCAUGAAGAUCGGUGGUUUUACAUUCAUCUUAUAAAUAUAUUUUCAAAGAAUCUAAUUAUAUAUAUGUUCGCUGCCACUCUCACGAAGUCCUCGUGGACUCAGUGAUAGGUGCUGUCGCUACCUAGUACAAAGCAUCUUCACAUUAUCUCCCAGUGGAACCACCCCCUUCCCGAUCAGCACUUUGCAGGCGUCAUAGUUGCUUCGCCCGAGCAAGGAAAUGAACCUAUCCAGCGCUGAAAAUCGCAUGAAUGUGAUGAUGUAGGAUUUCCUACAGUUAUGUAUAAGAUAGGGAAGAUCAGUUUUAGUUUGUUACGAUAUUUUCCCGUCACCACGCAAUGCGCUCCGGUUCCGGGUAGCCCUUCAUCCGAAAAAAGAACAUCACCACCUGCGAGCAGGCUGGUGACGUCGAACAAACCUGAAAAUCAAAAUGAAACCGUUUGUUUCCAUGACGAAACCUCCAAAGAACGCAUUUCGAAAACUACUACCUCAUUUGAGUUGCAGCAAAGACACUUCGUAGAGACGAUUGCGGCUCACGCGCCGUUUUGGGGAAGAAAGCGGUCAUGUUGCCUGAAGACAA